GGCCUCGCGGGCCCUGAGGCGGCGGAGGCGGCACCGGGAUCGGACCGGGACCGGACCGGGCGGGAUCCCCCGUUGGCAGCACGAUGACCAGCCUUCCCCCGGACCAGGAGCCCCUGCUGGAGGAUCCCGCGGGCAGCAGGUACAGCCGGCAGAAGCCGAGGGAUCGCUGGAAUGGAGCCUACCUGAUAUUUUUCCUCCUGGGCAUCGGCUCCCUGCUGCCCUGGAAUUUCUUCAUCACGGCCAAGCACUACUGGAGGUACAAGCUGCAGAACUGCUCUGAUGAGCCAGGCCCAGAGGGGCAGGUGACCUCAGACCUGAGGGACUAUUUUGAGAGUUACAUCUCCAUUGCUUCCACUGUGCCCUCAGUGCUGUGCCUGGUUGGAAACUUCUUGCUUGUCAACAAGGUUGCUGCCAGUGUCCGGAUCCUGUCCUCCCUCUUUGUCAUGCUGGCUGUUUUCCUGGUGAUCACAGUGCUGGUGAAGGUGGACACCUCCUCCUGGACCACGAGUUUCUUUGCCCUCACUGUGGGCUGCGUGGCCGUGGUCAGCAGUGCCUCCACAGUCUUCUCCAGCAGCAUCUUUGGCCUGAGCAGCUGCUUUCCCAUGAGGAACCUGCAGGCUCUCAUCUCAGGCCAGGCCAUGGGUGGCACCAUCAGCGCCGUGGCCUCUGUGAUAGACCUGGCAGCAGCAGCCGAUGUCACCGACAGCGCCCUGGCCUAUUUCCUCACUGCUGACAUCUUCAUCGUCAUCUGCAUCAUGGUGUACCUGCUCCUGCCCAGGCUGGAGUACUCCAGGUACUACCUGAGCAGCCAGAAGGAGAGCCCCUCUCUGGCCACCGUGCCCCCCGACAGCUCCGUGGAGGACGAGGCACUGCCAGGAGGCACAAGAAGCACUGGCAUCCCCCCACUCCGCCCCAUCCUGCAGAAGACUGCCCUCCUGGGCUUCUGCCUCUUCUAUGUCUUCUUCAUCUCCAUCAUCAUCUUCCCUUCCCUCUCCUCCAACAUCGAGUCUGUCAGCAAAUCCUCGGGGAGCCCGUGGAGCACCAAGUACUUCACGCCGCUCACGUGUUUCCUCCUGUACAACUUUGCUGACUGGUGUGGGAGGCAGGUCACUGCCUGGAUCCAGCUGCCUGGCCCCAAGAGCAAACUGCUGCCUGCCCUUGUCCUCCUCAGAACCAUCUUCCUCCCUCUCUUCAUCCUCAGCAACUACCAGCCCCGGGCUCACAUCCAGACUGUAGUAUUCAAGCAGGACUUCUACCCCGUGGUCUUCACGGCCCUGCUGGGGCUCAGCAACGGCUACCUGGGCACUCUGGUCAUGGUCUAUGGUCCCAAAAUCGUGCCCAAAGAGCUGGCUGAGGCAGCAGGGGUGGUGAUGACCUUUUACCUAGUGCUGGGGCUGGCUCUGGGGUCUGCCUGUGCUGUUUUCGUGGUGCACCUUGUGUAGAGGUGUGGGAAGAGGAGGAGGAGGAUGCCCUCCAGUUUGUGGAGCUGCUGUUGGGUAUUUAUGGUUUGGGUUUUUUCCCCAAAAAAAGGCAGGUAUCCUGUGGUUUUCCCUGUUUUGGGAGAGGGGUGUAGCUGCAUCCAGGAGGGAUGCAGAGGGAAAGUCUCCCUUCUGGGAAGGGGCAUCCCCUGUGCUUGGGAAGGUUCUGUCAGACACUGUGACUCCCCAGUUUGAUGGAGCAGGGACCAAAACAGCCUCAUCCUCCCCAGGGAGCUCAGGGAAGCACCAGGGACACAGGGAUGCCAUCCCUUACCCUUGUGCCAGAGGUUUUAAGCUGAACCCAGGGCUUGGGUUUUACUGCUGCACUGUUACAAGUUCAGCCCUUCAGGGGUUGGGUGGUCUUUGGGGGGGAUCACCCCUCCCCCAGCUGUGAUGGUGGUGUUGAACUAAAAGGGAUUUGAGCCCUGGAGCACCUUCACACAAUGUAGGGAGUGAGCAGCAGCUGUCCCAGGGACCAGAGCACAGUUUUGCACAGAUUUCAUACAAUCACUGCACAAAAAAUAUCUAUGUAUAUAAGGGAAACCGCUCCACUUGGAAUUUUGCUUGCUUUAAUUUUUCCGUGUAAAAUGGAAUCGAGGGGAUCAUCUACCUCCUAGCGUGGUGCCACUGGUGUUGGGGACUAUUCCCUGGCCAAGCUGAGAGGAGCAUUUGUCCUGCUGUGACUGAGGUGUGACCCUCAAGGAAGGUGAGAUGCUGAGUGGGCCUAACCUGAGGUUUUUAAGGUGCCUUCAGUGAGUUCAAUGAGAGCCAGGGAGAGGUAUGAGACAGGCCCUGGCGUGAGGUGCACAGCAGAAAUCUGGUUAAUUCAUGUAGACAGGCACCAUAUGGCCUCCAGAUGUUUUCAGAGGGGUGAGCUACUCUGACACCCAAAAAUACAGCCCACCCAAAGAUGACUGGCUUUUAAAGUCAUUUAAACUCCCAUAUGCCAGCACAGCCUGGGCUAAAUCCGAUUAUUGUAUUUAUUUUCUCAAAUUGGCUGGAUUUAUGGUCUGGAAGAGGUGAACUGAUAAGGGUGUAAUGGCAGAG
Molecule: messenger RNA, 2525 nt
Organism: Ficedula albicollis (Collared flycatcher)
Lineage: Eukaryota; Metazoa; Chordata; Aves; Passeriformes; Muscicapidae
Gene: SLC29A3
Product: solute carrier family 29 member 3
Exons: 6
Coding region: 84-1442 (452 amino acids)
Biological process (GO): nucleoside transmembrane transport
Cellular component (GO): plasma membrane; Golgi apparatus
Molecular function (GO): nucleoside transmembrane transporter activity
Source: RefSeq, a predicted model, not a curated record